Clunio marinus is the source of this 222-nucleotide messenger RNA. NCBI's taxonomy places the organism in Eukaryota, Metazoa, Arthropoda, Insecta, Diptera, Chironomidae. The record is from the annotation of a GenBank genome assembly.
AUGUUCGUACAUAACAACGGAUCAAAAUGGAUUAAUGUUAAAAGUUUUGACGAUCAGGUGGACAGGAAAUGGCUAAAGGAUCAGUCGCCGGAUGAAGUCCAUCAUGUUGAGAUUCGCUUGAAAUGGGCAUGGUUUGUUGAGGAAUAUUAUCCGAAUAUGCUCCACUACCGACACUGUCAACAUAAACAUAAAUUAACUCAUUAUGAAUUAAAUAUGUCUUAA